AUGGCGGCGGCGGAGCCGGGCUCUGGUCCGGGCGGCGGGGGCUCCGUGCCCGUCCUUUUCUGCUUCUCGGUGUUCGCGCGGCCCUCCAGCGUGCCCCACGGCGCCGGCUACGAGCUGCUGAUCCAGAAGUUCCUCAGCCUGUACGGAGACCAGAUAGACAUGCACCGCAAGUUCGUGGUGCAGCUCUUCGCCGAGGAGUGGAGCCAGUACAUCGACCUGCCGAAGGGCUUUCUGGUCAACGAGCGCUGCAAGGUGCGCCUGGUCCCGCUGCAGAUCCAGAUUACUACUUUGGGCAAUCUGACACCCUCAAGUACUGUUUUUUUCUGUUGUGACAUGCAAGAACGAUUCCGGCCUGCUAUCAAAUACUUUGGUGAUAUAAUCAGCGUGGGCCAACGACUGCUCCAAGGUGCACGGCUCUUGGGAAUUCCAGUUAUUGUCACUGAACAGUAUCCCAAAGGUCUUGGCAGCACUGUGCAAGAAAUUGAUUUAACAGGAGCUAAACUUGUGCUUCCCAAGACAAAAUUUUCAAUGGUGUUGCCAGAAGUUGAAGCAGCAUUAGCAGAGAUUCCUGGCGUCCGGAGUAUUGUCCUCUUUGGAGUAGAAACUCAUGUCUGUAUCCAACAAACGGCAUUGGAAUUAAUUGGCAGAGGUCUGGAAGUUCAUAUUGUAGCUGAUGCCACCUCGUCAAGAAGUAUGAUGGACAGAAUGUUUGCUCUCGAGCGUCUUGCGCGUACUGGAAUUAUAGUUACUACUAGUGAAGCGAUAUUGCUGCAGCUGGUAGCUGAUAAAGAACAUCCAAAAUUCAAAGAAAUUCAAAAUCUCAUUAAGGCAAGUGCCCCUGAGUCAGGGCUCCUUUCCAAAGUUUAA
Molecule: messenger RNA, 867 nt
Organism: Cinclus cinclus
Lineage: Eukaryota; Metazoa; Chordata; Aves; Passeriformes; Cinclidae
Gene: ISOC1
Product: isochorismatase domain containing 1
Exons: 5
Coding region: 1-867 (288 amino acids)
Cellular component (GO): cytoplasm
Source: RefSeq, a predicted model, not a curated record